GAAUGUAUAGAAUAUCAACGCAAAUAGUAUUCUCAUUUUUUUCCAGAUCGAAGAAAGAGUAAUUUGGAGAAGAAACAAGAACAAUUUCGGUAAAAAUAUCAGUUCGCUACCGUCUUCAACUCUCUCUUCCAACAAUUUUUAGGAGUUUAAAUUCUUGUUCAAGUUUUUUUUUUCUCAUUUUCCCCAAUUUAUUUUGGAAAAAAAUCACUCAGAUCUUGUUGUAUAUACCAAACUUAUCUUGAAAAAAACUGUGAAUUUAUAGGUUUUCCAGACAUUUGUUUAGGUUUAGAUUGAUUAUCUCUGAAUUGAUUGUAAACAAUUUAGGAAUCAGGGUUUCGAAUUGCUGUAAAAUUUGGACCUUGGUGGUAAUAUUCAGAAUUUCAGCUUCUAGAUUGGUGGGUUAUGGCGGUUCCGACGAUAGCACUGUACGCAAGUCCGCCGAGUAGUGUGUGUUCUACGCCGUAUCAAUGCCACUCUCACGCGUCUUAUGAUUUCGAUUUGAACGGCAGAUUAUCGUCGUCUUCCUCGUCGACAUCCUCUUCUUCCCAGAAAUCCAUUGUCGGUGGCCUGUCGUCUCUGUUCUCUUCGCCAGCUGUGAAGGCCAGCUAUUCAACUGGAACCGAGGAUUUGGGGUCUUUGUGGCAUGAUAGAGGCGACGAAUUGAGCAGCUCUUUUCGUUGUUCAUCCCUCAGCUCGUCAUUGAAAAGGGAUCAUCAGAGUCCAGUUUCUGUGUUUCAAGGGCCUGUUUCAUGUAGCACUAGUAGUAGUGGAAUAGGAUCAUAUUCCAGAAGUCCUCCAAAGAGAAUUGCUGGUGAUGUCUGUUCCAUUCGUUCUGGGACUGGUGGAUUGUUCAAUGGUUUUGUUAGGCACGCCUUGGGAUCCUGUGUUGAUCACGAUCCGGCGGCUUUCCAGGUCCUGGAUGAUGAUUCUCGUUCAUCAGGGCUAUUGGAUGAACUCACCUUUAACAUGGAAGAAGGUUUCUUGGAGUCCAUGACAGAACCUUAUGCUAAAAAUUUGCUGUUGGGUGCACAGGCAAGGCAUAAAAUCUUUUAUGAUGAUUUUGUGGUGAAGGCAUUUUAUGAAGCUGAGAAAGCCCAUAGAGGACAGGUGCGAGCUUCUGGUGAUCCUUAUCUACAGCAUUGCGUUGAGACUGCAGUUUUACUCGCAACCAUUGGUGCUAACUCGACUGUUGUUGCUGCUGGACUUUUGCACGACACACUUGAUGACACAUUCAUGACUUAUGACUAUAUAUUCCGGACGCUAGGAGCUGGUGUUGCUGAUCUGGUUGAGGGGGUGUCGAAGCUUAGUCAAUUGAGCAAGCUUGCACGAGACUUUGAUACAGCUAGUAAAACUGUUGAGGCGGAUCGAUUACACACCAUGUUCCUUGCUAUGACAGAUGCCAGGGCGGUUCUCAUAAAACUAGCUGAUCGUUUGCAUAAUAUGGUUACUUUGGAUGCAUUACCAUCUACAAAGCAGCAAAGAUUUGCUAAAGAAACUUUGGAAAUUUUCGCCCCUCUUGCUAAUCGCCUAGGCAUCUCAACCUGGAAAGAGCAGCUGGAGAACCAAUGCUUUAAACAUCUUAGCCCUGAUCAGCACAAUGAACUGUCAUCCAAACUAAUGGAUUCUUUUGACGAGGCAAUGAUUACCUCUGCUGUGGAGAAAUUGGAGCAGGCGUUAAGUGAUGGAUCUGUCUCUUAUCAUGUGCUUUCAGGGCGUCACAAGAGCUUGUACAGCAUUUACUGCAAGAUGCUAAAGAAGAAGCUUAGUAUGGAUGAAGUCCAUGACAUUCAUGGGUUGAGGUUGAUUGUUGAAAAUGAGGAGGAUUGCUAUAAAGCACUUCAAGUUGUUCACGAGCUAUGGCGUGAGGUACCCGGGAGAUACAAGGACUACAUAGAGAAACCGAAAUGCAAUGGGUACCAAUCUCUUCACACGGUUGUUCUUGGGGAAGGCAUGGUGCCUCUUGAAGUGCAGAUCCGAACAAAAGAGAUGCACUUGCAAGCUGAAUAUGGCUUUGCUGCUCAUUGGAGAUACAAAGAAAAUGAUUGCAAGCACUCCUCUUUUGUACUUCAGAUGGUAGAGUGGGCUCGUUGGGUUGUAACCUGGCAGUGCGAGACAAUGAGCCGAGACCAGUCAUCUGUUGGCCACACUGAAUCGAUUAAGCCACCUUGCAAAUUUCCAGCUCAUUCCGAGGAUUGUCCUUUUUCUUGCAAACCUGAUUGUGGAACUGAUGGGCCUGUCUUUAUCAUUAUGAUUGAGAAUGAUAAGAUGUCUGUUCAAGAAUUCGCAGCAAACUCGACCGUGAAGGAUCUGUUGGAGAGAGCUGGCCGUGGGAGCUCAAGAUGGACACCCUAUGGAUUUCCUAUGAAGGAAGAGCUAAGGCCAAGGUUGAACCACGAACCAGUUAGUGAUCCCAACUGCAAGCUAAGAAUGGGAGAUGUUAUAGAAUUAACUCCAGCGAUACCACAUAAAUCGUUGACAGAGUACAGGGAGGAGAUUCAACGAAUGUAUGAUAGAGGUGUAAGCCCUCUUCCUGCCGCUGCCAAUACUGUAGUUGGUCUGAGGAGUUGACAGUUGAUGUUUCUCCUCCUCCUAGAUUAAGGUCCUCCUCUAAUCUUGUACAUAAUUACAAAUGAUAAGCAUUUGUACAGAACAGCCGUGGUUCUGUAUAUAAAAAAAUAUAUUAGGUGACUGA
This is a messenger RNA of Solanum lycopersicum (tomato), 2692 nucleotides long. Its product is annotated as probable GTP diphosphokinase RSH2, chloroplastic. The record is from RefSeq and is a predicted model, not a curated record. NCBI's taxonomy places the organism in Eukaryota, Viridiplantae, Streptophyta, Magnoliopsida, Solanales, Solanaceae. Gene Ontology annotation, cellular component: chloroplast. Gene Ontology annotation, biological process: guanosine tetraphosphate metabolic process.